GGCACAGAUUGGGAAGAGUUCCUGAGCCAGGAAUGAGAAAUCACACAGCAAUAACUACAUUCAUCCUCCUGGGGUUAACAGAUGACCCAAAACUGAAGAUUCUGACUUUUAUAUUUCUAUUUAUCACCUACAUGUUGAGCAUAAUUGGAAACCUGACCAUCAUCCUCCUCAUUUUAGUGGAUUCCCACCUUAAAACUGCAAUGUAUUAUUUUCUCCAGAAUUUUUCCUUCUUAGAAGUCUUAUUUACUUCUGCCUGCAUUCCUAGAUACUUGUACUGUCUAUCAACAGGCGACAGGACCAUUACUUAUAAUGCUUGUAUAUGCCAACUAUUUUCCAUAAACUUGUUUGGAGUAACAGAAUUUUUUCUCCUGACCACUAUGUCCUAUGAUUGGUACGUGGCCAUCUGCAAACCCCUGUACUAUGUGACCAUCAUGAACCACAGGGUCUGCAAAAUGCUUGUCUUUUGCUCUUGGAUGGUGACUUUGUUGUUGAUAUCACCAGUAUUUAUUUUGUUACUGGGCCUGGAAUUCUGCAACUCCAAUGCCAUUGACCACUUUGGCUGCGAUGCUAAUCCUCUGAUGAAGAUCGCAUGCUCAGAUACUUGGCUCAUGGAACAGAUGGUCAUUGUCUGCUCAGUGUUGAUCUUCAUCAUCACUCUCGCGUGUGUGGUUUUGUCCUACGUUUAUAUCAUCAGAACAAUUCUAAGGUUCCCAUCAGCCCAGCAAAGGAAGAAGGCAUUUUCCACCUGCUCUUCCCACAUGAUUGUGCUUUCCAUAUCCUACGGCAGCUGUAUCUUCAUCUAUAUGAAACUUUCAUCAGAAGAUGACAUGACCAUGAAUAAGGGAAUGUCAGUAUUAAAUACUUCCAUUUCUCCCAUGUUAAACCCAUUUAUUUACACUCUGAGGAACAAACAAGUGAAACAAGCUUUUAAUGACUUAGUAAAACAAUUAUACUCUUCUCAAGGAACUAGAAGUAUAUUUAAAUAG
Messenger RNA from Talpa occidentalis (Iberian mole), 986 nucleotides. RefSeq names its product olfactory receptor 6C2-like. Gene Ontology annotation, biological process: G protein-coupled receptor signaling pathway. Gene Ontology annotation, cellular component: membrane. Gene Ontology annotation, molecular function: olfactory receptor activity; G protein-coupled receptor activity. NCBI's taxonomy places the organism in Eukaryota, Metazoa, Chordata, Mammalia, Eulipotyphla, Talpidae. The record is from RefSeq and is a predicted model, not a curated record. The transcript has a single exon. The coding region runs from base 33 to 986 and encodes 317 amino acids.